CUCAGCGUGCGGUCGUGAGCGAUUACUCCCCCCGAGCUUGUGUAGCGACCAAACCCACCAGCUGCGGAGAACAUGCCUCCAGCGUCCUCCCACCGCCCGGCCUGUCGCUUCUGAUCGCUGCUCCCUUGUCUCUUUGUUGUAUUGAAACUGAUUGCGUUAUAGUUUUUUGGUGUCACCCCUGAGCCUGUUGCAGCCCCUUCAGUCUCAGCUGUGUCCCCCACAGCCCCUAACACUAUGACCGGAGUGUUUGACAGCUUGGCAGCAGAUAUGCAUUCCAACCACAUGCCCUCCAGCAGUUACCACAGUCUGCAUAAGUCGCAGGAAUCCCCGACAUUGCCGGUGUCGACUGCCACGGACAGCAGCUACUACACCAACCAACAGCAGCAGCAUUGCGGGGCAGGCUCUCCUUAUGGGCAGCUCGGAUCCUAUCAGUUCCCUGGUGCUACUAUCAAUGGGAUUUCUUAUUCGACCAAGUCGUACGAUCUGUCAUACAGUGGCUCUUACAGCUCCUAUGGGCCCUAUGGAACAAGUCCUUCCCCUCCACACAACGACCCGGAGAAGGAAGAAUGCGAGCCUGAGGUCAGGAUGGUCAAUGGGAAGCCAAAGAAAGUGCGCAAACCCCGGACCAUCUAUUCCAGUUUCCAGAUGGCGGCCCUCCAGCGGCGAUUCCAGAAAACCCAAUACCUGGCACUACCAGAGAGAGCGGAACUGGCAGCCUCGCUAGGCCUGACCCAAACACAGGUAAAGAUCUGGUUCCAGAACCGUCGCUCUAAAUUCAAGAAGAUGUGGAAGAACGGGGAGAUGCCAUCGGAUCAGCUGCCUGUAGGGAGCGAAUCUUCCCCCUGUAGCUCCCCUCCUGCCUCAACUGCCACCUGGGACUUCGGGCAGCACCAGCGGUUGCAGGGAGCAGCUUCUGGGUCUGUCCUUCAGAACUCCAUUUCUGCCUCCAGCCCUUUUCUGGGCAACUAUUCCUGGUAUCAAACUUCCAAUCCUGCCCCCCACCUCCAGUCCAACUCGUUACUGCAACAGCACCAGCUCCACCAUCAUCCAGUCUCUGCAGGGACUAUCUACUAGAAUUAAUCUGCUCCCACCAACAGAAACUGCUACAUUGGAAAAAUUACCCCCAAAAUUAGGACUGGUGGUCUUUCCGUGGCGUUGGGGAAACCUUCGUAUCAGGAAUCCCACUGGUGAUCUGAUGAAUCCUUUGAUCGAGCGAAACCCAUGAUCCAUAUGGAAGAAUUUACUCCAAUACUUUCUGGCAGAAAAUUAAGGACGUUUUUCGUUUGAGAUCUAUUUAUUUGGGAAGUAAUGCGAUAGGUCAGCGCUGGAUAUUUAAUCACUGAUAUUAAAUAAUGAUGUUUUACGGCAAGAUUGCAAACAAAACAAAAAAACUAUUUACAUUUUUGGUGAAAUUUAAUGUUUUGGUGAAAUGGAAAUGUAAUAUUGCAUACAGUCCUUAAAAUAUAAUACACAGAAACAGUCUUAUAGAAAUUGGGCAAAUAAGGGAAAUUAAUUAUAUCGCUGAAAUAACACAACGAGAAAUAACUUAUACGAAUUCUACAAUAAAUCGGGCGACGGAAUUGCAUGGAGGUGAUCACAGAGAAAUCCAGCAUCAAUGGAAUCUACAGUUCAGUAAAGAACUAAAUUCAAUUUUAGUGAACAAGCCAAUCACUAGGCAGUUGAUAGAAUGAUAGAAGUAUACGGAUACUCGGAUAGUAGUGGAAAACUGGAGAGAAUUUUGGCUAAAAAUUACACCCACAUCUAAUUAUAACAAAAUUCUAAACCACUGCAGAAAAUCUGUAUUUGUUUUACUCUAAGCAAAGCGACCGUUUCAACGGUUAGAAUCCGUUUGAGGGGAGGAAAUAAUGUGCUGUGAUUCCAAAUAAAAUCAUUGGAUUUGACCGGUUUCACAGAUCCAGUAAAUAAUAUAUUUGUUUACCUUAGGAAUCCUCAAAUCGCCAGUGCAGUUUCAUUUUUGUUGCUGUUUUCAAGGAAUCGGUGCCUUUUCGAAUGACCUCAUUUUCGAUGUUGACAAAAGAUUUUUAUAUGUAGAUAUAAGAAAACACGUGUUUAAAUUAUCUUUUUUAAUAAAAAAAUAAAUAAUGCAGAAUCCGUUCUGUCUGUUUGUAAAUUAUGUCGUUUAUGUACAGUUUUGGGUCUGUUUGUAUUGCUGAAAAAAACGAUGACAUUUAAAAAAAAAAAUUGGACAUUUUUUCCAAUAUUCUGUGAAAAUUCCAUAUCUGAAUUCUUUAGUUUUACAUAAAAUUACUGUACCAACCGCUUUUUGUGAUUUUUUUUUCCAGGAAUCAAUUUCUUUUCAUGCACGAAUGCUGUUUGAUUAUUUAUUUAGGAUCUAUGCCCCCAUUUUGAUGUCAUAGUUGUUUCUUUUGGAUAUUUUUUUUUUUGUACAUUUUUGUUCUAAAAAAAAUAAAUAAAAAAAAGUCUAUUUAUAAUAAA
Xenopus laevis (African clawed frog) is the source of this 2457-nucleotide messenger RNA. It is a transcript of the gene dlx2.S, whose product is annotated as distal-less homeobox 2 S homeolog. NCBI's taxonomy places the organism in Eukaryota, Metazoa, Chordata, Amphibia, Anura, Pipidae. Gene Ontology annotation, molecular function: RNA polymerase II cis-regulatory region sequence-specific DNA binding; DNA binding; DNA-binding transcription factor activity, RNA polymerase II-specific. The record is from RefSeq and is marked provisional. Gene Ontology annotation, biological process: regulation of transcription by RNA polymerase II; negative regulation of transcription by RNA polymerase II; cell differentiation. Gene Ontology annotation, cellular component: nucleus.